Phymastichus coffea is the source of this 1319-nucleotide messenger RNA. RefSeq names its product venom acid phosphatase Acph-1-like. The record is from RefSeq and is a predicted model, not a curated record. Gene Ontology annotation, molecular function: phosphatase activity. Bases 75 to 1256 code for a protein of 393 amino acids. The transcript is spliced from 6 exons. Lineage: Eukaryota; Metazoa; Arthropoda; Insecta; Hymenoptera; Eulophidae. Gene Ontology annotation, biological process: dephosphorylation.
UCGAGCGUUUGCAUUAGUGUUCAAAAUUUUCAAUUUAUUUUUUACGGUGACAAGCGCUAAAUUUAAAUUUUAGCAUGGCAAACUAUAAUUUUUUUAUUACCCUUUUGUUGGCGUGUAGCCCGUCAGUAUUUAAAUCUGAUGAGAUUUAUUCAUUAAAGUCCGUCAGCAUGGCUUUUCGACACGGAGAUCGAACGCCUCAAGCAUAUCCCACUGGAUUUUAUCCAAAUGACCCAUACAUAAAUGAUUCAUUCGAACCAUACGGUCAUAGUGCUUUAACGAACGAAGGCAAAAAGAGAGAGUAUCAAAUUGGAGAAAAACUGAGAGAAAGAUAUAAUGCAUUUUUAGGAGACACUUUUAAACCGUCAGAAAUUUCUGUUGUCAGUACGAGCACAGAGCGUACAAAGAUGAGUUUAUUGCUUGUAUUGGCUGGUCUCUAUCCGCCUAAAGGCAAACAAGUUUGGAAAGACGAAUUGAAUUGGCAACCUAUCCCUAUAGAUUCUAUUCCGUACGAUCUUCAAAGUUAUAUGCACCCCCCUAAGUGUCCUAUAUACGUGAAUGAAUUAAAACGAGUUAAGAAUUCGACGGAGUAUAAAAAAGAUCUCUCUCGCUUCAACGAGCUCAUGAAAAAUUUGACGGUUUUUACGGGUCGGGAAAUAGAUGACAUAAAGAUUGUUUACCACCUCUACCAUACUUUAACCGCAGAAUCUAGCUUGGGUUUGGCACUUCCUGAAUGGACAAAAUUAUAUUUUCCAAAUGGACUCAUUAGAAAUGCGACUCUAUUUGAAUACAAAACUGAAAGUUACACACCUAAGUUGAUAAGGCUGAAUGGAGGUACGUUUAUUCGAAAAAUCAUGAAUGACUUGAUUUUUGAAAAACGAUUGAAUUCGACAAAACUCAACCUAUAUAGUGCGCAUGAGGAUAACAUUGCUGGUCUUUUGUAUGCACUUGGCGCAUGGAAAAAUGAAAUCCCUGCCUACGGAAGUGGCAUAGUUUUUGAACUUCAUGAGAGAAAUUCAAAAAAUUAUAUAAGGAUUUUGCACUACAUGGGUGUUCCAGCGGAAUUCAAGUUACAUCGUAUUCCCGGAUGUGCUGAAUUCUGCGCUAUCGAAGAUUUUAUGAGUAUUUUAAAAGAUGUUAUACCAGAUGACGUUAUGGUGACAUGCUUCGGUCCACCAGAGAGCUCUCUUCUUAUACCUAAAGGAAGCAAUCCUAUUAUCUGGCUGUACGAAAAGAUAAAGUCGUGGUUCAAUUUGUAAUUUAGCUAAAUUUAAAUUUAGUUAAUUUACAAAUUUUAAUUGCUAAAUUAAACAAAUUUGUCA